Lactuca virosa is the source of this 1065-nucleotide messenger RNA. The record is from the annotation of a GenBank genome assembly. NCBI's taxonomy places the organism in Eukaryota, Viridiplantae, Streptophyta, Magnoliopsida, Asterales, Asteraceae.
AUGGCCUUUCGGAGCUUCGAUUGUCUUCUACUCCUCAUCGGCCUCCUGUCUCUGUCCUCCCUCCAACCACCAUUAACCGCCCUUGCCGCCACCAAUAUCCGCCUCACCCGUAACCGAAAACUAUCCCAAAAUGUCCCUUUUUUCCGUGAAGCACCAGGGUUUCGUAAUGGCCAAGCAUGUGGAUCCUCUCCCAGCGACCGAAUCCAUUUAGCAAUGACUCUUGAUUGCAACUACCUCCGUGGGACAAUGGCCGCCGUCCAGUCAAUUCUACAUAACUCCGGCUGUCCGGAAAACGUAGUGUUCCAUUUCCUAUGGCUUCGGUUCGAUCAAGAUAUUAAAACCAGCAUCAAAACCACCUUCCCGUACCUCAACUUCAAACUCUACAGAUUCGAUUCCAAUUUGGUCCAGGGUAAGAUAUCAAAAUCCAUACGCGAGGCGCUUGAUGAACCCCUGAAUUACGCAAGAAUCUACCUUGCAGACAUAAUUCCGACGUAUGUGAAACGGAUCAUCUAUCUGGAUUCGGAUCUUGUUGUCGUGGAUGAUAUCGAGAAGCUGUGGAGAGUUGACUUGCAAGACAAGGUGCUCGCUGCACCUGAAUAUUGUCAAGCCAAUUUCACACAAUACUUCAACGACAAUUUCUGGUCCGACCCGGAAUUGGCAAAAGUGUUCAAAGGGAGAGAUAGAGGUAAGAAUCCUUGUUAUUUCAACACAGGAGUGAUGGUUUUAGACGUUGAGAAAUGGAGGCAAAGAGGGUAUUUACAGAAGCUUGAAGAAUGGAUGGCAGUUCAGAAGCAAAAGAGGAUAUAUCAUUUGGGUUCUUUGCCACCAUUUUUACUUGUUUUUGCUGGAAACAUAAAAGCAGUUGACCAUAGUUGGAACCAACAUGGUUUGGGUGGUGACAACAUUGAAGGAAAAUGCAGGAGCUUGCACCCUGGUGCAAUCAGCCUGCUUCAUUGGAGUGGCAAAGGCCAAGAAACAAGAACGGAAUUCGUAAACAAGGUGAACGAGAGAGGGUUUCAUGCUUUAGAUUUGCAACAAGUACUAAAAGGGUAUAUCUGUCAUUAA